Molecule: messenger RNA, 1116 nt
Organism: Colletotrichum orchidophilum
Lineage: Eukaryota; Fungi; Ascomycota; Sordariomycetes; Glomerellales; Glomerellaceae
Exons: 7
Coding region: 1-1116 (371 amino acids)
Molecular function (GO): methyltransferase activity
Source: RefSeq, a predicted model, not a curated record
AUGUUUGCAACCAACUCCUCUGCUGCCCAAGACAUGGGAAAUGUCGAGCCCACAGGCCAAGCCAAUAAUGCGAUUGCUCUAAUUGCCGACGAUGUGACGAAUGAUAGCUCAUCGGAGCUUGGAGAGAGCAUUGCUUCUUCAAGCACGAGUGUUUCAAGCUCUAUUCUCGAUUAUCGACUCGAGAAUGGCCGAACUUACCACAAGUAUAAGGAUGGCAGUGAGUUCAAAUUGGACCUGAUGAUCGUUAGCAUUAGAUUCUCAAGUUCGACAGAAUACAGCUUACCCAACGACGAGAAAGAACAAGAUCGACUAGACCUCCAGCACAAUCUGUUCUUGUUGACCUUUGACAAUGCCCUGGGCCUUGCGCCACCAAAUGCCAAAGAUUCGAAGGCUAAACGGGUGCUCGAUAUCGGGACGGGCACUGGUAUUUGGGCAAUUGACUAUGGCGAAGACCACGAAGACUCCGAGGUACUUGGCGUUGAUCUUUCGCCGUCAAUGCCUGAAUUUGUUCCCCCCAAUGUCAAAUUCGAGAUCGACGAUCUGGAAGAAGAGUGGACCUUCAGCCAACCCUUCGACUAUAUCCACAGUCGCAUGAUGAACUCGGCCAUCAAUGACUGGAAGCUUUUCCUCAAGCAAGCCUUCCGGCAUCUAACUCCUGGCGGUUAUUUCGAAAUUCAAGAACCCGACCUAUUCCCAAAAUCUGAUGACAAGACCUUGAAGCCAGACAGUGCCCUGGCGAAGUGUCUAGACCUCAUGUACGACGCAUCAGUCAUGAUGGGACGCCCGUAUCAAGAGAUCCCCCCUCUUGUCAAGGUGAUGGAGGAGGUCGGCUUCGUCGACGUAGAGAUGCAUGUCUUCAAGUGGCCUUCUAACUCCUGGCCCAAGGAUCCCAAAUACAAGGAAUUGGGAAUCUGGAACAACGAAAACUUUCGCAAUGGAUUCGAGGGUUUUACCAUGGCCCCCCUAACAAGGGCACAUCAUUGGACCAAGGAAGAAGUCCAGGUGUUUCUCAUCGACGUACAAAAAGACUUGCGAGAUAGGAAUGUCCAUGCGUACUGGCCAAUCUAUUCUGUGUUUGGGAGAAAGCCGGGGGAAGACGAGGGAGAAUCCACCUGA